This is a messenger RNA of Adineta ricciae, 444 nucleotides long. The record is from the annotation of a GenBank genome assembly. Lineage: Eukaryota; Metazoa; Rotifera; Eurotatoria; Adinetida; Adinetidae.
AUGUCAGCUACAGUUAACACACAACCAAUAUCAACUUCGAUACGAGUGUACCCUUUACGUUUAUCACCGAACAAAGAUGUUCUUACCAGCAUAAGAUCAUUGAUGAAUGACGCUGGACUCCGCUCCGUGUUUAUUAUGACUUGUGUCGGAAGUGUCAAAGCAAUACUACUACGAAUGGCGAAUACAAUUGAUACAGUUGAAUUGAAACAACCGCAUGAAAUCGUUAGUUUAGUCGGAACGAUUGAUCGCGAUGCACAGCAUAUUCAUGGUUCAUUUUCCGAUGGCAAAGGCAACGUGAUCGGUGGACACGUUUUGGAUGGCCAUCCAAUGACUGUUUACACAACAGUAGAAAUUAUGUUAGCAGAAUGCGAAGAUGUGACUUUUUCUCGAGAAAUGGAUGAAGAAAGUGGCUAUCCUGAAUUAGUCAUUAAAAAGAAUGCUUGA